AGCCACAAUGUAUUAAUAAUAUACGACAAGUAUAAGGGAACUCACACCUAGCAACAGCAACAACGAUAACCAACAAAAUGGGGAACUGGAAUGUUAGAAGUUGCCAAACAUUUUUAAGGCUAGAGUAACGAGCUGCACAAUUGGAUCGGUGCCAGCUUCCAGUUGAUGUCACGAGGGAAAUUAUUCUAGUUGCGGCUGCGGCAAUCACAGUUUCUUGCUGUGAAAUCUAAAAAAUGGAUAAUUCUACACACAUACAAAGCAUAACAGUUUAUAUGAAAUUUCCCAAAAAGCAGAAAUUCCCUUGAUGCAGUGCUGCACAAUUAUGCGAAACUGCGAAAGUAGUGCUAAGAAAUCGCAUAUUUUCGCACGUACUUUGAAACACUGCUGUCGCGCUUGUUUUGUAUUUGCAUAAAAAAACGGUGAAUAUUUAACAUUUUACCAUGCAAAGGUGUCUUUACAAUUUAAACGCGGACCGUGGCAUGUCCCCAAGGAAUAUGUGCACCCGAAUCGCUGUUGCAACAUCAACGCCAACAACAAUACGGAAACGUCUCAGAGUUGUCCUGACGACAAGUUUGGGGAACACGUGCGAACUGGAUGACCGAUCUAAUUUGUUUCCGUCGAUUGAUGGAUAUUACGCCACCAACAGCAUACAACCGCAAAAGUGGAAUACACUCAAGUUAAUAGAGUAUCUGCAGAUAGCCAAAGAACUAUACCAGCUGUCGGACUGCGAUGCCUUGCAACUGCUGGGAUUCUUUAAGAACAACUUAGCAGAGGCCUGUCGUCAUCUUUACCUCGAUGGAACCCGGUCCACUUUGCAUCUGGAUUUCGAUUCACCCUGGCGGCUUAGCUCCAAGUCAAUUAGCGAGCUGUCCUGCAUGGAACAUUUUACCACCCAAACAUUCUUUAAAAGCUUUCAUCAGCUCUUCAUAGUCAAUUCCAAUAUACUGACCAACGUCCUGCCACAGCAACCACUGGCUGAGCAGUUUCCAGGACGUUAUCUGCGCAUACAGCGCACCUUCCAUCGGGGUCAUGUUAUUUGGGCCGGCUGCGUGCUUCCAAAUGAACAUGCACCGAUUGAGGUCGCCGCGCUCCUGUUGCCGUGUUCCGAACAAAGUGAAUUGAAUCGCUAUACUGAGCUCAUGGAGGAACUAGAACGAUAUCUGGGCCCGCUGGUGUUGGCUAGCAAAUCUUGGUCACCAAAGGAGCAGAAGCCAAUACAUCGAAGCGUUUUGAUUCAAGUACUGUCCGCAUUGACUGCCUCAGUGGAAGGUCUUCUGACGAAUCAGAUGUUGGGCCAUAAAAUUCCAGGAGACGCUGUCAGUGCUCUUCUUAGCUCUCUUGAACUUCUAUACUGAGAUGAGCAUCAGGUAUUUAGGCCAAAAGUUAUGAAGUAUUUGAUCUGUAAGAUCUUUAAUUUAAAUUUUGUAUGUUAAGCUAAAAUCCCUUGGAAUCAAGCACAAAUUUCUUUUUAUUUUACUAUCUACCACCGGCCUUGCCCGUGGAAAGUUUAGUGCUAAAAAUGUUCUCUUAAAAAAUACGUUUAAAAUGCAUCGAAUUAAGUACCAAACGUUGGAAUCAACGGUUUCCACACAAUCCGCAAAUCUGCAAGCCGAAAAAAAAACUUUCGUUUAUUUAACCUUGGCCCCGCCUACUCCAUCCGAGAGCAGUGAAUUUCCGGUCAAAGAUAUUUGUAAAUGAGUUUAAAACCGAUAAGCAGAAAUUUGAAAACUUUCCGACAAAUUUCCACAGUUGCGGGUGGAAUUUCCAAAAUCGCUGAAACAUAUACACAUUUAAUUCGCCUUUCAUCCGAUGCUUUCGCAAUCGCAUCAAAAAGAAAAAUACUCGGAACUGACCUGUUUGGUUUAUACUGGUACACAAUUUAUUUUAAAUAGUCAGAAAUACAAUCAAAAUACAGAUACAUCAAAGAGAAAAAAUAAAU
This is a messenger RNA of Drosophila montana, 1939 nucleotides long. RefSeq lists its product as uncharacterized. NCBI's taxonomy places the organism in Eukaryota, Metazoa, Arthropoda, Insecta, Diptera, Drosophilidae. The transcript has 2 exons. The record is from RefSeq and is a predicted model, not a curated record. The coding region runs from base 441 to 1355 and encodes 304 amino acids.